Pieris rapae (cabbage white) is the source of this 2176-nucleotide messenger RNA. RefSeq lists its product as uncharacterized. NCBI's taxonomy places the organism in Eukaryota, Metazoa, Arthropoda, Insecta, Lepidoptera, Pieridae. The coding region runs from base 240 to 998 and encodes 252 amino acids. The record is from RefSeq and is a predicted model, not a curated record. The transcript has 6 exons.
ACUGCCAAACGAAUUUGAAGUUUUACAAAAUCGUUUUUGUAUCUAGAUUGUAUUUAUAAAAUAAACUAAAAUUGUCUCUUUUUAAAUUAAAACACCAUAACUAAAUAUUUAUUUGUAUUGCGUUGUAUGCCAAUUAUUAAGUGUGUAUAAAUGCUACUGAUUUACGUGUGUUAAAGUUGCCGACUGUUGUUGUGUCGCGUAAACAAGGGCGUUAACCAAAGUAUUUUGAAAGAAGUAUAAUGUACGGGAAAAAAGCUCCUUCGACUUAUAGAUCAACACCUUCUGUAUAUUCACACUAUACAGGAAAGUCAUCUACAAAUCUUCGCUCAUCAAAAUCCGUUAAAUCUCUGCGAGUACCAUGGUAUCAGAAGCCAAUCCUCCAUGAUGCUUUUGUUUUGGACUUACAGAGAGGUUCAUUACUAACAGGAUCUCUAGCUGUGUUUAUAGCUUUAUUUACAUUCGCCCAGAGUAUAUUUGACUUGUAUUGCCUUGGAAUGGCAACACCUGGUUCUGUGCAUUACGGAUACUAUGUGAUGAGCUAUCAAUUUGUUUAUGUAGGUAGUGCACCUGUUCGCAAUGUUCUCAUUGUGUUUUCAUUAUUUUCCUGGAUUGGAUCUGUUGCAGUAUUAGUAACUAGUAUUAUGCUUAUAAGUGCUUUGCGAAAAGAACAUGAAAAGCGCAUUGUCCCUUGGUUGUAUGCGUUUGGAGUAUUUAUAUUAUUUCGUGCAGUUGCAUUUAUAUUUGCUUCCAUAGUUAAUGACAUGAUAUUUGCAUACAAUAUAAUAAUGUGCCUUUUUUGGAUUGUUUUUAUUGUCAGCGGCAUCUAUGGAUGGUUACUUGUAUAUAGUUUAUAUUUGGAACUAGCUGACUUGACAAAGUUGGAAGAUUUGGCCCAUUUACGAAUGGGUACCAUGGCAUCUCUUAAUGCAUCUUUAGCUGGUUCAAGACCAACAACUCCACACUCAACGGUGUCUACCAUGCCUGCUUCACAAAUUUGAUAUGAAACCAAGCCUACUCUUGAAAUGGAACCAAUGCUUAAUGACGUUAAUGAGAGUAGUCUUGAAACUCCAGUCUAAAAAACCUAUAUUAUAAAUUUACAAUGUUUAGAUUUAAGAUUUUAAAAUAUUAUUAAGCUUGCAAAUAUGUGCCUUAAUCAAUUGGAUCAUUAAGACAUAAUCAAACUAAAAGAAAUCUCUUAAAUAAGGGAGUAGAUAAAGGAGAGUUCAAGUAUGCUAAAAGUAAAACGUUACGAUGCGGGGCGGUGAUUGAAUUAUGCGUUAUUAUAGUAUUCUCUUUUAUUAACAUAACUUUUACACAUUUAAAGAAAACACUUUUUUACGGAUUAUAGUUAUGUAUUAUUGUAUUUAAACGUAUAAUUAUUUAGAUAUAAUUUUAAAUUUUAUGCGUUAUUGUCAAUAUUAUUUUCGACUUUCCGGUACUUAAGAACACAUAAAUGGCAACUUUUAGGUUUAAUGAGUCACUGGGUAACGAAACGUUUUCUUAUAGGGUACAGAAAAACGUUACGGCGCGUUACAUGAGGGGGGGGGGGGGGAAGAAUCUCUGAAAAUUCCGUGACGUAAUGCCUGAACGCUCCCUAAUAUGUCCAUUAGUAAUUAUUUUUUUUAUAAAAUUUACAUUAAAUCAAAUGGCCGAUAAUUGACAAUAGUAUUAUAUUUGUCAAUUAUUUAAUUUCUAAGUAUAGAUUAACAUUAAGCCCUUAUUUAGUAUAGAUUCGCCGUCCUUUAUUUUAGUAUCCUAUUUUAUUAGGAAUCUCAUUUUAAAGUAAACUAUGUUUGCAUUUAAACUAUCUUAUAUGAAAUAGAAUAUUAUGUAUCUAUAUUAAAAAGAACGAAAAAUUCCACUAUCCUUAAAUACAACUUUUUUAUAGAUGUUUGCAUGAAGUAAUUUUUCAAUGUUUUAUAAUAUUUAGAUAUUAUUUUUGCACAAAGUUGUAACAUUCCUACAAAUAUAUUGCAACUGCCAUAAUAUGAUAAAUAAUGUUUGACCCACCAGUUUCUUAAUCUUAGGUAAUAAGAAUGUUAAAAUAAUAAGACAAGAAAAAUUUAACAACUUUGUUACUAAAAUCUAAUACAAUAUCUUUUGUCUGUAAAUAUUUGACAUAAAGAUAUAUGUGACCCGUCCAAGUUAUUAUUAAUUAAUAAAUGAUUUUACUAUA